UAGUAGCUAAAUUAUUGUUUCUUGUCAAAACAGGGGUUGACAUUAGAAGAGUUAAGAGCUAAAUACAGCCAGUACAAACAGUAGAUGUUUGUGAGCUUUCUUAACUCAGCAUUAAACAAUCAACGGGUGCUGCUUGGCUAACCAGCUAACGUUAACCAGCUAACGUUAACUCUGAGUUUGAAGCCUUUUCGCUAACAGUCUUUUGUUCAGUAUUGCUAAAUGCAGUAUAAUGUUAAGUGUCAUUAUAGUUCUAGAUAGUUAUUGUAGGGGGGGCGGUUGAUCGAAAACAUAGAAGCUAAAGCAGAGAAUUACUAAUAACUUGGUUUGGUGUGAACAUUGACAUAUGCAUUAUGAAACUGUGCCCCCUCAAAAAGAAAUGACUGCAUGAUGCCCCUGGUCAGGAUUACAGUUUAAUUACAGAGAGCGAAGAGCUGGCGCUUCAGCAAGUCCCUCUGGAGGCUCUUCAAAACACUGUUACCAUGGACACAAACUUGACCGGGAGAGGACUGAGGAGUGUGUUUGUCUGUAGGCUACACUGUGUGCGAGCCGUGCGUGAUUGACUGCCAGCAAUCUGAUCCAGUGAAAGACAUUGACAACCAAUAGGAAGCGGAGUGCGGCUUGUUUCCAUGGGAGGCCCCGGGAGGCGAUGCCAAGCCGCUAGAAAGCAACACAGAGAGCUGGGAGAAGCGCAGGCAGCAGCCGGGACUGUGGAGAUCCUGCAGCCGCUCUGUGGCACUCUACACGCGGAUGAAAGCGGCGCGAGGUCGCUUGGACGGGAGACUGUGGAGUCUUUGCAGAUCGCUCGUCAAUUAAAGCCACAACGGAACAGAAUGGAUGGAUUUCACGACCAGCAAGUGCCUUACUGUAAUUCCAAAAAGACGCAAGAAAAGACAACAAGCUGCGAGAGGCCAGCAAAUAACAGAAAGAGAAAAUUCAUUAAGUCCGACCUGGCUCUGGACACUGAAGAGCUCUUCCAGGACCUCAGUCAGCUACAGGAGACUUGGCUGGCAGAAGCUCAAGUUCCCGACAAUGACGAGCAGUUUGUUCCAGACUUCCAGACUGAAAACUUGGCUUUCCACGGACUGCAGCUGAAGAUCAAGAGGGAGCUGCACAGCCCGUGUUCAGAGCUGAGCUCCAACUGUAGUCAAGAACGGCCCUUCAAACUCCAGUAUGGAGAGAAGUGCCCGUAUAACGUCAGUGCCUAUGAGCAGAAGCAGCCUGCAGGAAUGAAGCCCUCCAGCCCAGUGACGCCCCCUUGUAGCACCCCCGUGUCCCCCCUCCAUCAUGCCUCACCCACAGCGGCCCCAACACCCAAGCCAGACAGGACCUACACCCACAUACCGUCCUCACAGCCUCUCCCUGAUAACGCCUACUCUAUGGACCACAGAUUUCGACGUCAGCUCUCAGAGCCGUGCCACUCGUUCCCCUCCCCGCCGACGAUAACUCGGGACGGACGACCCAUCUACCACAGGCAGAUGUCAGAGCCCAGCAUCCCCUUCCCUCCUCAAGGCUUCAAGCAGGAGUACCCCGACCCCUUGUUUGAACACCCGGCCAUGAUGGGUGCGCCGCUACCCCACACAUACCCCGCCACCAUGAUGAUCAAGCAGGAGCCGCGGGACUUCACCUAUGACUCAGCUGAAGUGCCUAGCUGCCAUUCUGUCUACUUACGGCAAGACGGCUAUCUGACUCACACUAACAGGACUGAAGGUUGUAUGUUCGACAAAGUGGCGAGGCAUUUCUACGAUGAUACCUGCGUUGUGCCUGAAAAGGUUGAAGGUGACAUCAAGCAGGAGUCAGGCCUCUACCGUGAGGGCCCGUCGUACCAGCGCAGAGGCUCGCUGCAGCUCUGGCAGUUCUUGGUGGCUCUGCUGGACGACCCGUCCAACUCCCACUUCAUCGCCUGGACAGGCCGCGGCAUGGAGUUCAAACUCAUUGAGCCAGAGGAGGUGGCACGUCGAUGGGGGAUACAGAAGAAUCGACCGGCGAUGAAUUACGACAAGCUCAGCCGAUCGUUGCGCUACUACUACGAGAAGGGAAUCAUGCAAAAGGUGGCCGGCGAGAGAUACGUCUACAAGUUCGUGUGCGACCCCGAGGCCUUGUUCUCCAUGGCGUUCCCCGACAAUCAGCGGCCGGUGCUGAAGACGGAUAUAGAGCGGCAGAUCAACGAGGAGGACACGGUGCCGCUGUCGCACUUCGAUGAAAACAUGGCUUACGUACAGGAGGGGCCCUACUGCCAGCCGCACCCCUACAGCGAGGGCUACGUUUAUUAACGUCAGCCCCACAACCACACACACACACACACACACUCUCUCUCUCUCACACACACACACACAUACACACACACACACCUCUACUCUGCCCAGACCCUCCUCCCCCGCCUGUUCCGUACACCUGAAACUGUCAUGUCCUCUAAUUCACAGUCGCUCCGGGAAUAAGACUGAACACACACAUGCAGCGGAGCUUCCCCUCUCUCUCUCUCUCUCUCUCUCUCUCUCUCGCUCACAUAAACACACGAACAUCCUCCUUUUUUUGCUCUCGUCUCUCUGACGUCCAAGCCGCACAGCAGGAUGGAGAGUGCACUUUAUGGACAGGAACGGCGCGGUGUUAACCUGCCAGGGGCUAGCUAUGUGGUUGGCUUUUUACCGUUGUUUAUGUUUGUACAUUAAUGUGGGAUUUAUUCUGUUUGUUUGUUUGUUUGUUUUUUUUAAAUCCUUAUGAUUUUGAGCAUGCGGCACCCUGGUGAGACAGGACAAGGACAUAUUCCAAGACUUUUGAUUUCCUGCAAACGUUCACAGGAAGAAAAACAAAAAAAAACAAAAAACGGUCUCGUCUUCACACGUGCAGCAAACGGAAGGAUGAUCAGUUCUGUCCUUUUUUUUAGUUUCUCAAACAGCCAUCAUGUACUUUCAUGCUCAUUUACUGGCAACGUAUUGUAACGAUACUUUUAUGGUGAAGUGACAUGAUUAUAGACUUGAAAAAGUAAUGUGAUAAUAAAAAAAAGAGACAUUUAGCUGCCAUCAGUGAGAACUGCCUCACCGCCAGAUUGAAAACAGCAUCUCUGUCUGUCAGUAAUCUCUGCCCCUCAUCCACUCAAACUGUAGAUCUCAUCAAGUAGGUGUUUUUUUUUUUUCUGCUGUAACAACAUUAACUCCUCGGGAUCAUUCUCUCAACGGCUGAAAACUCUGCGGGGCGGUAAAGAUGAGACUUUUGGCACACGAGGAUGCACUCAAAUCGUACUGAACUGUGUGCGGAUGAAAAUACUUUUUUUCUGCAUCACAUGUGAACGGCCUGUGUCGAGGAUAAUCAAUAAAGCUUACUGGGCCGCUGUAAAAUAAGUCAUUCACUGAAUAUACUGUAAAGAGCGGUUUCCUUUGUAUUUUGAAAUACUGUACAUCAAAGCAGCGGUGGUUCAUUUCUCAUUACGGUGUUCAGUUUUUUUUCAAUGAAUAACAGGUGAAAGUGUAUGUACAGUUAAAUCAGCAAUCAAUCAACACAUUCAGGAUAUGAUUUGCAUCCCCCAAAUAACAUAGAGAAAGUGAUUUAAUUGACUAUAAAAAGACAAAAAAAAAUUAAAUAUAAAAUCAAAUA
This is a messenger RNA of Thunnus maccoyii (southern bluefin tuna), 3588 nucleotides long. It is a transcript of the gene etv1, whose product is annotated as ETS variant transcription factor 1. The coding region runs from base 627 to 2270 and encodes 547 amino acids. Gene Ontology annotation, biological process: cell differentiation; regulation of transcription by RNA polymerase II. Gene Ontology annotation, molecular function: sequence-specific DNA binding; DNA-binding transcription factor activity, RNA polymerase II-specific. Lineage: Eukaryota; Metazoa; Chordata; Actinopteri; Scombriformes; Scombridae. The transcript has 15 exons. The record is from RefSeq and is a predicted model, not a curated record. Gene Ontology annotation, cellular component: nucleus.